CAUUGCGCGCUGAUUGGCGUGAGCACGAAGUUUAGCAAAUCUUGAAACAAAUGAGCUACGAUUAUUAAUUAGCAUUUUGAACGUGUCAUGUAGCUACAAGCAAACUGAGUUUCUGCAGAGGUGGGUGUAAUAUUAGGCCCAUUCCUGUUCAGGGACCGAAUGUACUGCCAACGUUAGCUAUAUCCCCAGAGAACAGCAUCAGCAUGAGAAGACGAAGCUCCUGCACACCUGAGGCCCCUCUGUCUCCAAGAGAAGGCAACAAGGUUGAGUGGACCACACCAGUUUCACAGCACAUGGAGAAAACGCAGCCUCUUCUUCAUAGUUGUAACAGCAAAUCAGGGAUAUCUUCAGAAAAGUUUAACAUUGUUUCAGUGAUGAAAGACACAAAUGAAUCAGAGACGCGUAGAGCAUCCUACAGGCAUUCACAGAGGGCGUUCGACUCUGAUUGCUCCCCAAGACGUAGUGGCUCAGGAGACCGAGCUCUCGGGACAGACUACAAAUCUGAGAUGAUAGUCGAUUUGGAGAAUACUGUGGACAGACUGAAAAACGCUCUGGUGUCACUGGAGGAGGACAACCUGAGCCUCAACAAGAAGAUAAGAGAAAGCAAGGCGGAAGACAGCCCAUCUUUGACCAAUCACAAUGUCUCAGGAUCAACAAGUGGCAACAAUUCACAGGAAAUGGCUGGUGGUCACACUCACAGUCCCACCUCCAAACUCAAUACCCACCCUGCCACUUUCAACAUGGCCAAAACAUACCCAGAAAGUCAGAGGCAAGAUACACCAUCCAAGAUAGAGGAGACUAGGAUGAGAGAGAGGCUCAAAAUGGAGAGCCUAUCCUUGGAGGACCGGUGUGUUAACUUGGAGAAGGAGAAACAGGACUUGCAGAGGAAGCUGCGGAAGAUGGAGGACUACUGCAAGGAGUGCGUCUGCAAGCUCAAGAGGAUCCUCCCAAAGUACGAGGACCUUAAAGCCUUGAAUAAAACCGUGGAUAAGCGCAACAAGCACAUGGCCGCGGAGAACCGCAGACUUGUCGACGCUCUUGAGGCUGAGAGCCAGGCAGGGGAGAGAUCCAGGGAUCCCAGCCUGGCUCGGGAGCCCAAAGGUGGUGGUGACAACAGGGUGCGGGUUCAACUGGAGAGGGCCAAUGUUCGCUGCACCCAGCUCACCCAGGAGAAGGGGCAACUGGAGGACCGGAUGGCCUCGCUGGCAAGUGAGGUCAGCCGCCUCACGAACGAGCUGGAUAUGAGCUGGCCCGAGCUCCAUCGGCUGGGGGCCAGGGGGAGAAGCUCCCUUGAGGGGAGCACGACUAGGGACGGCAGCCCUCCGGCCUCGUCGGGCAGCAAACACCCGGCCGACCGCAUCCCGGGCGCUGUGGCCCAUCUCAAAGAGGAGAACAAGACCCUACGAGAGAACCUCAAACAGAGCGUCAAGAGGGGCGAGGAGGCAGAGGGCUUAGCCAAGCAGCUGAGGGAAGAGCAGGCCAUAUUGGAAAGCUGCCUGCUCACGGUGCAGAAGGAGAAAGACCUGCUACAGCUGGAGGUGCGGCAGCUCCACCAGGAGUACAUCGAGCUCAGCAGCAGCCUUUCACUGCAGCUGAGAAAGAGGAGCCCCGUCGCCAGUACCAGGAUAUUAGCAGGGUCACAUGAGGUGACUGAUGGUAUUGAUGGUGCAGCCAGGCAGCAAGAGAGUCCAAGGCAGCCUCUGAACAGCAGCCCUAUUACCAGAGAAAUGCUGGAUGGCCCAGUAGGCGGAGAGGCAAUUGACCAGAUAAGGAAGCGUUUCGAGGAGGAGGAGCAGAGAGCCCAGAGGUACAAAAACAUCAUCAAUCAGAAUGAAUGAGGCUGUAGCUGGAUCAGUGGGCCAGGCAGACUGGAUGUUGACCUCUACCUCCCAUACCACGUCCUGUGUGACAGAGGGGUCAGGAUGGGUCAAACAUACUAUAGCCUACCGUAGAGCUCUCUGCACCACUUUACCAACAAUAUGCCCUUCACAAAGUCAUGUACCAUAUGCACUGUAUAGAUUUGAAUUCCCUGAUUAUAUUAUGCUUUUCAAAAUAUUUUGUCAGUGUUAUCAUUUAUGAUGUUUUUUGUCAUCCCGGCCCUAUGUGUGGCUGUUGUGCAGCACAUGCCCCAUGGACUUUCAUUUAGAGAAGGUAAGGAUAUAUUUGGACAGCAGGGGGAGCUGUUGUAUCAUUCAUGAUCCACCUCUAUUAGGAUCUAUUGGACCUCAACAACAAAAAGGUUUAACCAAACAUUUAAGGGGUCAUCACAGUUUAUGUUGGUAGUAUGUAUGCACCAUUCAUACUAACACGUGUAAUAAACAUGCACUGGGCAUUACAAUCCAGUUGGUGAGGUUUUACGUUUGAUUCCCUUGUUUAUAGUCAGGCCUAGCAUUAUAGUGUUUGCUAUUUUGCACCCAAAGAACCAUUAAGUCAGAUGGAAACCCACCCUUUGAGUAAACACUUUAUUUGGAUAGUCAGUAGAGCAUCUACAGAUGGACUAUUUACAGACUAAGUUAACAAACUGAUCACCGACCAUUUCGAAUCCCACCGUACCU
This is a messenger RNA of Coregonus clupeaformis (lake whitefish), 2555 nucleotides long. RefSeq names its product cilia- and flagella-associated protein 157 (gene ccdc110). The coding region runs from base 204 to 1838 and encodes 544 amino acids. The record is from RefSeq and is a predicted model, not a curated record. Lineage: Eukaryota; Metazoa; Chordata; Actinopteri; Salmoniformes; Salmonidae. The transcript is spliced from 4 exons.